UAGACCUCGUCAGUCUAGUCUUUCGGAGUUAGACAGAUAUAUUUGGAUGUUUGAUUAAUUUUCCUUAAUCACCUCCUUCUUCAAAUCCUAAUUCUCCUUAUACAUCUCUUGCUCUUUCACUCUCUCCUACAUUUGAUCCUAUACAUUUUACACACAUAGCCCAUUCACAACAUUAAGUCACAUGAAUCGAUCCGAUUCGUCAUCCGGGAGAUACAGAAACUAUGAAAUGGCCAUGAAUUGCACACGAAUCGUGGGAACCAGUCUGGUGUAAGAACACCAUCAAUCAAAUAAGUUUAUGGCAUUGGCCUUUGUGUAUCACACAGUGGGAGAUCUCACUGUUGGAAAGCCUGACUUGGUUGAAUUUCAUGACACUGAGACACUUAAGUCAGCAAUUCAAGCAAUAGCAGAUUCACCUGGAGGCAGCAUACCAAUCUGGAAGAAGAGAUCAUUGUCGCCGUCGUCAUCAUCCUCAGAUGUUAAUGCCCAUGAAGACAAUGAACUGAGGCAACAAAGAUUUGUUGGCAUGCUCAGUUCUCUUGACAUUGCUGCUUUCUUGGCCAACACGGCAACUAGUAGUCAGGAUCAAUCUUUGGACAUGGACAGGAAGCUCAACUCCCCAGUUUCCGAGGUGGUUGUCCCAAACAACUCCCUACUAAAGAUUGUUGAUCCUUCAACAAGGCUCAUCGAUGCACUCGAAUUGAUGAAGCAAGGAGUAAAACGCCUGCUUGUUCACAAGUGCCUUGUAUGGAAAGGUUCGUGCAAGCAUUUCUCGGUUGUUUACUAUUCUAGAUGGCUCAAGAACAUUGAAUCUAGCAACAGCAAACAAACAAGCAUGAAUUUUCAAGCAUCCUCGACAUCAUCACCAUCAAGAGUUACCUCGAUUCCUAACAAGUUUUGUUGCCUCUCCAGAGAAGACGUGCUCCGAUUCAUCAUUGGUUAUCUUGGAGCUCUGGCACCUCUUCCUUUAACCUCCAUGGCUCAUCUUGGUGCAAUCAAUUCCCAUUACAACACCGUUGAAUCCUUCAAACCGGCCAUUGAAGCAGCAAAAGCAACUCCAACGGACUCCAUUGCGGUUGCAGUGGUGGAACAAACACCGGAAGGCAAGAACAAGAUUAUAGGGGAAAUCUCUGCGCAUAAGUUGUGGAAAUGUGAUUACAUAGCUGCAUCUUGGGCUUUGGCAAAUCUGUCCGCAGGACAAUUCGUAAUGGGAGUUGAAGAUAACGAUAACAAUAGUGAUAUUGAAACUGAGUUGAGUGUGGAUACAAAAAGACCUAAAAGGUUCAGUAGCAGGAGCAUUAGAUUCUUGAGUAACCCUUCAGGCCCCGGCAUUUUCGGCCAAAGCAGGAGCAUGUACAGAGGAAGAAGUGCUCCUUUGACAUGUAAAGUGAAAAGCACAUUGGCUGCUGUCAUGGCUCAGAUGCUUUCACACAGAGCAACUCAUGUUUGGGUGACUGAGGAUGAGAGGGAUGAUGUUCUAGUUGGUAUUGUAGGAUAUGCCGACAUUUUAGAUGCUGUGACAAAGCCUCCUACUGCAUUUAUCCGUGCAACUAAAUCCACUGAGAUAAUGUGAAAUAAGAACUGACUUGAAAAUUCUUUUUUAUUUUUCCUUUUUAAUGAUUGUGUCUAUUGUGCUGUGCGGCAUGUGUUGGAAAUGCGAUAUUUGCCAAAAGAUUUUCAUGUCUAAGAAGGUUGCCAAUAUUAA
Molecule: messenger RNA, 1702 nt
Organism: Arachis ipaensis
Lineage: Eukaryota; Viridiplantae; Streptophyta; Magnoliopsida; Fabales; Fabaceae
Source: RefSeq, a predicted model, not a curated record